AUGGCGCCUUCCAUUAGCUCCCUCAGCCCCACAGCCCCGGCCUACAUCCCGCAGAGGGGCGCGCCAUGGAUCCGGCCGCCGCCCGUGCCUGGUUUCACGACGUACAUCUGCAUGGCCCCGCCGCCGCCGCCGCCGCCGGAGUUCUUACCGUGGCCGCCCCUAGCUCCACCUCCGCCUCCGCCUUGCUGGAGCGUCCCGCAGGCCCCAUGCGUCCCGGGGAUGCAGGAACCUUUCCAUGGAUGCGUGGUGCCGGUGCCCCACGGAGCGAUGGCCAUGGCCAUGACCCCCUCUGGGCCAGCUCCCGGUGCCUGGCCACGGCGCCAUCCCAAGGCUACGAGGAUGCAGCGAGCGGCGGGUCCGGCUCAGGCGGCAACCGCGGCGUCCUGCGGCGUGAAGGCCGCCGGGGACGCGAAGGAAGCGGCGACCAACCAGCCGUCCCCGCGCUCUGUGCUCGCGGUCGCGUCUCCGAGCCCGCCCAUCUCGCCGACGACGUCCCUCCCGACGUCGUUCCCGUACCAGCUGGUGCUCCCCGCGCCGCCGAGGUCCACAGCAGGCCUCGACUCUGCAGCGGCGCCUCCACCCUCCGAGGGCAGCGUGGCUGUCCGUCCACCGCAGAGACGCGGCCGGCGGCUGCGCGGGCCGCGUCGUGCGUGGCCGGCUUCGAGAGUGCUAGUGCGCCGCACCGUCAAGCCUCGGCGGCUAUUCGACCCUAGCUCUGAGCGGACUAGCCUCAUGAUCCGAAACAUACCGAACGAUUUCACGAGGACGUGGCUGAUGAACAUCCUCGAUGAACACUGCUUCAUCGAGAACGAGAAGAUCGCGCCGGGUGGGGUGAGGUCGGAAUACGACUUCCUCUACCUGCCAAUAGAUUUUAGGAGCCUUGCCAACAAGGGCUACGCGUUCGUCAACAUGACUUCGCCGGAGGCGGCCUGGCGGCUCUUCGAGCACCUCCACGGGCACUGGUGGGGGUUCAAGCACAGCGGCAAGACCUGCGCGGUGGACUACGCUGACCGAGAGGGGCUUGACGAGUUGGUCGAGCAUUUUUCUGGGUCGCGUUUCGACUGCCACACCGAGGCGUACCUGCCGGUGCGGUUCGAGCCUCCGCGGGACGGCACCCGGCCGUCGGAGGGCGCGAUGCAUGUCGUCGGCAGGCUCGCCGCCCGCCACCGCGCUGGAGAUGGGAAGUAA
Miscanthus lutarioriparius is the source of this 1188-nucleotide messenger RNA. The record is from the annotation of a GenBank genome assembly. Lineage: Eukaryota; Viridiplantae; Streptophyta; Magnoliopsida; Poales; Poaceae.